Molecule: messenger RNA, 1545 nt
Organism: Kluyveromyces marxianus DMKU3-1042
Lineage: Eukaryota; Fungi; Ascomycota; Saccharomycetes; Saccharomycetales; Saccharomycetaceae
Exons: 1
Coding region: 1-1545 (514 amino acids)
Cellular component (GO): cytoplasm; ubiquitin ligase complex
Molecular function (GO): protein binding
Source: RefSeq, a predicted model, not a curated record
AUGUCGAGUGGAGAAAAUAAAUCGGUAGAAUUAGAUAAAAAUUUCUUAGAGUUAUGUUAUGCUUGUCGAAUUGGUGAUGUUGAGAAUGCAGAUAUCUUGAUUUCUAGUGGAGCAAAUGUCAAUGGAGUGGAUGAAUUUGAUAACUCGCCAUUGUUCUUGGCUAGUUUAUGUGGUCAUGAAGAUGUUGUGAACUUGCUAUUACGUAGGGGUGCUGUUUGUGAUAGAGAUAGGUAUGAGGGAGCUCGUUGCAUAUAUGGAGCUUUGACGGAUUCUAUCCGUAAUAUCUUAUUGAAAUUUGACAUUUCAAAAGCAGUGGAUGUAAAACAGCCAUUUGCAUCGCAUUUAUCUUCAUUAUUGAAUGAGGAGUCUUUGUCAAUUGCAAGCUUUGACUUUGUCUUUAUUUUUGAUGGAGAGGAGUAUAUUCAUGCUCAUAAGUUCAUGCUAGUUGCAAGGUCUGCUUAUUUUAAAAAGAAAUUCGAAGGCCCUUGGGCCCAUUUAACAAGGAAAGUCAUGCCAGAAGGAUCAAAUGUAGAAGCUUUCAAAUUAAUACUCAAAUUCAUUUAUUUAGUUCCUAUUUUACAUGAGUUAAAACCAAAACAUUUGAAAGCUGUUCGCCAAUUGGGUAAAAAACUCUGUCUUUCCGAUUUUUUGAAAUACCUUGAUAUGGUCGAUCAUGUUUCUGAUCCUUCGGAAAAGGCAACUCUUAUGACAGAGUUCCAAUAUAAAUUUAACACAGAUUCCCGCACUCAAUUAGAAGCAUUUGUCCACGAGAAAAUAUUUUCGAAUCGUGUCGAAGUGGGAGGUCUUACGGAUCAUAAAAUAAGGCUACUAUUAGGCCAAUCAGACAAUAAAUCGUUUGGGGACACCAUACUUAUAGUUCCUACAGCAGAUGGGCGAGAGUUUGCAUAUCUGUGUCAUAAAGCUAUUUUAAUUAGGUCAACCCUUUUCAAAACAAUGUUUUCUUCGCUUUUCCUGGAAGCAGAAGCCGAAUUACCCAUUGUAGCAUUACCUGGUCCCGUCUCAUGCGAAGUAGCAGAAGUCGUCCUUUCGUAUUUGUAUUAUGACUCGACUGACAUACCUUGGGAAAUUACUCUCGAUGUACUAAGUGUCAGCGAUUAUCUAUUGACGGACAGAUUAAAAACUAUGGCCGCUGUCACUAUAACCCAAAGUGAGGAAUUCCUUAAGAAAUAUUCAGUAUUUGAUGUUCUUCAUGCAGCCUGGAGCUGCUCUAUAGAGCGAUUGGAACAUCAUGCGGCCAAAGUUAUUGCAUAUGACAUGGAGCGUUAUAUUGAUGACGACCUUUUAAAAAGUGCUAUUAUCGAAAGUUCUCAGAGGAUAAAAAGUCGGCAAGAUACGGAUACUAUUGAGCUUGUUGAUGAUAUUCGAUUUUACUUGCUCCAAAAGCAUGAUUUGCAACCUGAUAUAUUGGAGUUGCUCGACAGCGAAGAAGACAUAGACUUCUUGAAAAAAUCAGGACUCUUAGAAUACAAGAGAGAUAUCGAGAUAUUUGAUAGCCUUCUACAGGGGCUUGGAUUCGAUGUUUAA